AUGCUUUUCCGCCAGUUUCCUGGGCAGAUGGGGCCGGCUGCUCCCUCCCCUGCUGCCUCUCCAGCGAUCGUCCCCAGCCGGCCCUGGGCCUGCGUGGAGCGGUAUGAGGUGGUGCUGCCGCGGCGUCUGCCAGGACCCCGAGUCCGCCGAGCUCUGCCCUCCCACGUGGGCCUGUACCCAGAGAGGGUGAGCUAUGUCCUUGGGGCCACAGGGCACAACUUCACUCUGCACCUUCGGAAGAACAGGGACCUGCUGGGCUCCGGCUACACGGAGACCUACACGGCUGCCAAUGGGUCCGAGGUGACGGAGCAGCCGCGCGGGCAGGACCACUGCUUCUACCAGGGCCAUGUGGAGGGGCACCCGGACUCAGCCGCCAGCCUCAGCACCUGUGCCGGCCUCAGGGGUUUCUUCCAGGUGGGCUCAGACCUGCACCUGAUCGAGCCCCUGGAUGAAGGUGGAGAGGGUGGGCGGCACGCCGUGUACCAGGCCGAGCACCUCCUGCAGACAGCUGGGACCUGCGGGGUCAGUGACGACAGCCUGGGCAGCCUCCUGGGGCCCCGGACGGCAGCCGUCUUCAGGCCUCAGCCCGGGGGCUCUCUGCCGUCCCGAGAGACGCGCUAUGUGGAGCUCUAUGUGGUCGUGGACAAUGCAGAGUUCCAGAUGCUGGGGAGCGAAGCAGCCGUGCGCCAUCGCGUGCUGGAGGUGGUGAACCACGUGGACAAGCUAUAUCAGAAACUCAACUUCCGUGUGGUCCUGGUGGGCCUGGAGAUUUGGAAUCGUCAGGACAGGUUCCACGUCAGCUCCGACCCCAAUGUCACACUGGAGAACCUCCUGGCCUGGCAGGCGCGGCGGCUGACACAGCGGCACCUGCAGGACAACGUGCAGCUCAUCACGGGCGUCGACUUCACUGGGACCACCGUGGGGCUUGCCAGGGUGUCUGCCAUGUGCUCCCACAGCUCAGGGGCUGUGAACCAGGACCACAGCAAGAACCCCGUGGGCGUGGCCUGCACCAUGGCCCACGAGAUGGGCCACAACCUGGGCAUGGACCACGACGAGAACGUCCAGGGCUGCCGCUGCUGGGAAGCCUCUGAGGCCAGCCGCUGCAUCAUGGCGGGCAGCAUUGGCUCCACGUUCCCCAGGAUGUUCAGUGACUGCAGCCGGGCCUACCUGGAGGGCUUUUUGGAGCGGCCACAGUCAGCCUGUCUCGCCAACGCCCCUGACCUCAGCCACCUGGUGGGCGGCCCUGUGUGCGGGAACCUGUUUGUAGAGCGUGGGGAGCAGUGCGACUGCGGCCCCCCCGAGGACUGCCGGAACCGCUGCUGCAACUCCACCACCUGCCAGCUGGCUGAGGGGGCCCAGUGUGCGCACGGUACCUGCUGCCAGGAGUGCAGGGUGAAGCCAGCUGGUGAGCCGUGCCGUCCCAAGAAGGACACAUGUGACCUCGAGGAGUUCUGUGACGGCCGGCACCCUGAGUGCCCAGAAGACGCCUUCCAGGAGAACGGCACGCCCUGCUUCGGGGGCUACUGCUACAACGGGACCUGCCCCACACUGACCCAGCAGUGCCAGGCCUUCUGGGGGCCAGGUGGGCGGGCUGCCGAGGAGUCCUGCUUCUCCUAUGACAUCCUACCAGGCUGCAAGACCAGCUGGUACAGGGCUGACAUGUGUGGCGUUCUGCAGUGCAAGGGCGGGCAGCAUCCCCCGGGGCGCACCAGCUGCAUCCUGAACCGUGUGUGCCACGCGCUCACCACAGAAGAUGGCACUGCCUAUGAGCUAGUGCCCGAGGGUACCCGGUGUGGACCAGAGAAGGUUUGCUGGAAGGGACGUUGCCAGGACUUACACGUUUACAGAUCCAGAAACUGCACGGCCUAUGGGUGCUGAGAAAGGCUGUGUCUCUGGGAACCUCCCCGGCCCCUGCCUGAGGUUGUGGCCUGAGGUGGGGCCGUGUGUCCCACAGCAUCCGGGAGCCUCCCUGUCAUCGUGGCGGUGGUUCUGGUGCUCCUGGCAGUUGUGGUCACCCUGGCAGGCAUCAUCGUCUACCGCAAAGCCCGGAGCCGCAUCCUGAGUGGCGGAGGGCGGAACGCGACUCCCAAGACCACCACGGGGCUCUCUAACCCCCUGUUUCACCAGGCUGCCAGCCGCAUGCCGGCCAAGCAGGGGGCUCCGGCCCCAACCAGGAGCCCCCAAGAGCAGGUCCCCACCACCCACGCGGGCCAGCCCGCCAGACACCUGGCCUCCUCGGUGGCUCUGAAGAGGCCGCCCCCUGCUCCUCCGGCCACUGUGUCCAGGCCACCCUUCCCAGUUCCUGUCUAUGCCCAGCAGGCACCAAAGCAGGCCUGCCAAGCCUCCAGCUUCCUUCAGCACGAAGAAUGA
Molecule: messenger RNA, 2370 nt
Organism: Mandrillus leucophaeus (drill)
Lineage: Eukaryota; Metazoa; Chordata; Mammalia; Primates; Cercopithecidae
Gene: ADAM8
Product: ADAM metallopeptidase domain 8
Exons: 21
Biological process (GO): positive regulation of cellular extravasation; regulation of cell-cell adhesion; proteolysis
Molecular function (GO): metalloendopeptidase activity; cell adhesion molecule binding
Source: RefSeq, a predicted model, not a curated record